Molecule: messenger RNA, 471 nt
Organism: Ipomoea nil (Japanese morning glory)
Lineage: Eukaryota; Viridiplantae; Streptophyta; Magnoliopsida; Solanales; Convolvulaceae
Product: glycine-rich RNA-binding protein GRP1A-like
Exons: 1
Coding region: 58-471 (137 amino acids)
Molecular function (GO): RNA binding
Source: RefSeq, a predicted model, not a curated record
GUAUAUAUGUAUUCGAGUUUGUUGUUAUUAUAUUGUAUUUUUAGCUUGUAGAUUUGGAUGGUUCUGACUUUGUUGUUGAAUUCUGUGGUGGAUCAUAUCAUCAACGAUCAUGAGACUAGGAAAUCCAGAGGUUUUGGCUUCGUUACCUUCAAGGAUGAGCAAGCAAUGAAGGAUGCUAUCGAGGGGAUGAACGGCCAGUCCCUUGAUGGGCGUAACAUAACAGUUAACAAGUCUCAGUCUCGCGGAAGCGGUGGCAGUGGUGCACGUCGUGAGGGUGGCAGCGGUGGUGGCUACGACCGCAGGGACGGUGGUUACGGUGGAGGCGGUGGUGGCUAUAGCCACAGGGAUGGUGGUUAUGACAGCGGUGGCUACGGCGGAGGUGACCGCUACUCUAGGGGAGGCGAUGAUGGAAGCUGGAGGAGCUCAUCUAGAAUUAAGCUAAGGGAUUUGAAAUUACCGGCCAGCAGGUGA